UAUUUAUAAAAAUUUCCUGAAAAAAUGUUUCGCAAUAUUGAUAAAAAUUGCAUGACCUUAUGCUUUUAUUUUCCGAUUAAAUACCAAUAUAUCAGUUGAUUUUCUUUACUAUUCCUCUAACUGGGCGAGUCUUUUAAUUAAUCACACAAACCGAACAUGUUUUGCAAUCCACACAUUUCUUCUUUCUAUUUAUAUCGGACUUCGUGGAAAAUGACGUCACUGUGCAUUCGUGUCGAGACUUUCAAUAAAACGUGCUCAGUAUGCUCAUAGCUUUCGCCACGAACAGAAUUUGUUAAUUCAAAAUCAGCCAAAACUAAAUUCUGGCCCAAAUUUGCCUGAAGAAAUGGAAGAAAUAAUUGAUGAAGAAGAGAAGGAGGAGAGAAAAAAGAAACAAAAACGAAAAGAGAAAUCAUGUUUUCGAAUAUGUUUCGAGGGUUGCGACGAAGAUGAUGUCAUUGAUGACACCAUUGAUAACACGUGUGAUAUUUGUUAUUGUUUCUGUCGUGAAUCUGAGGGAUGUUGUUCACCCACAGGGUGUUGUGCAAAUGGCUGCUGUGAAGGUGACUGCUGUGCAGAGUGUUGUGCAGAUGAUUGUUGUGAAAAUGGAGGAAAUGGUGAAAGCGGUGGCGGUGGCGGUGGUUGCGGAGGUGAUUGUAAUGGUAGUAUUGGCGGUGGCAGUGGCGGUAGCAUUGGUGGUGGCAGUUGUGGUGGCGGUAGCGUUGGCGGUGGCUCCGGUGGGGGUGGUGGAUGUGACGACUAAACAAUUUCCUUAAUGAAAACUACUUUAUCCACGCCUUGUACAUCUAUCAAGUAAAACUGUUUGAUUGUUAUUGCUGAGAAUAAUGGAGGAUGAUCUAGACAGGAAAAGCAAUGACAAACCUCAAUUUUCAUAGAAUUGUUGAAUGCAUUUAUUAUUAUAUUUUAGUACAAUAAGGAUACGCUAAGAACAAGCAUUUUGCUAACGCGGUUAUAAUCUUAUUAAGCUUUAAGUGUAUAGUAUAAAAAUAUUUUAUAUUACAUUUUUAAAUGCGUUUUUAUAUUUAAAAAUAAAUAAAGUAUAGUAACAAAUAA
Molecule: messenger RNA, 1071 nt
Organism: Episyrphus balteatus (marmalade hoverfly)
Lineage: Eukaryota; Metazoa; Arthropoda; Insecta; Diptera; Syrphidae
Product: keratin-associated protein 5-4-like
Exons: 3
Coding region: 344-760 (138 amino acids)
Source: RefSeq, a predicted model, not a curated record